Molecule: messenger RNA, 6294 nt
Organism: Zootermopsis nevadensis
Lineage: Eukaryota; Metazoa; Arthropoda; Insecta; Blattodea; Termopsidae
Source: RefSeq, a predicted model, not a curated record
CGCUCUGUACGUACGUACGCCCGCUCUCCGUCUGUCACUUGUCUGCGUUGCUAUUGAGACAUCUACUCGCGGUCCGACGGGAAUCCUCCGCUUGUGUGUACGAAUGCAGUACGAUGCGAUGCUAGCUAACGUUUCGGACUUCUAAAGGUACGGUGCGGUCAAAACUGCAAGGCUUCUCUGCAUCUGUUAAACUUUGUUUCACCUCAUUUCGUGAAUGCUAAGAGAUGCUCGGUGUGGCAGUCGUGAUGAUGGAGUAGACGUAUUCGCGGAAAAUGAAAUUACGUUCCGAAUAAGGGCCCGAAUAAUUUUUGUUUAUAUCCGCGUGAUGACGGUCUGACUGUGAAAAGGAAAUUUUCGUGACUUUGAACCGAGUGUGUAGCUGUUUAAAAUGACGAAAUUUGGACUCUGUCCUUUAAUGAAGUGUAACGUGUUCAUUGUGCAAGUGAGAUGACCGGCGGAACUCGGUUCAGACACCAGCAUUGAUUUCCAUCUGCAAAGCAAGGACAGGGCUUGGACAUAAUGGACGCUCUUGCGAACAAAGACGCCUCUACGACCACUUCAAGGGCGGCGCAGAAGAUGAAUCUUACGUCAUCACCACAUCGACGGAAGCGUCACUCCUCUGGAGAGGAAGACGUCGGCACGGGAUUCAGCGCCGCGAUGCGGAGGGCCCCGCCUCCCGUCCCACCCGCGCUGCUUCGCCGCAUUGGCGUUAAGGAGGUCACCGGCGUUGGGAAGGUAAAAGUGAUGUUGCGUGUGUUUGGUGGGGCCGUGUCUGGACCUGCUACCGGAGCGACGGCUUCCGGUAGCUGCACGACACCCGGAGGAGGGUCAGCGUCUUUCUUCAGCGUCGAUAGCCGCAGGAAACAAGUGACGCUGUUCGAUCCCGCGGCUUGUGGGAGCACAGCAACCCCUGAAGACCGACGCGUCGGCGUCGCUGCCCCGAAAAUGUUCGCUUUUGAUGCCAUCUUUACACAGGAAGACUCUCAGACGGAGGUGUGCUCGGGAGCCUUAAGCGAUGUGAUUCAUGCGGUCAUCAACGGAACGGACGGCUGUCUGUUCUGUUUCGGCCACGCGAGGCUUGGAAAGACGUAUACCAUGGUCGGAAGUCCCGAGGCAUCUGGCACGCUCGGAGUGAUCCCGUGCGCCAUCUCGUGGCUGUUUCGUGGAAUUAACGAGCAGAAACAGAAGACGGGAGCUCGAUUUUCAGUGCGUGUCUCUGCAGUUGAGGUUCUGCAGCAAAGUGGAGGAACUUCACAGCAGCUGAGGGACCUUCUGGCAGGACAUGCAAAUGACUGUGAACAGUCUCCUGGAGUGUACCUCCGCGAUGACCCGCUGUUCGGUACUCAGCUACAGAACCAGAGUGAACUCCGAGUUCCAACAGCAGAGAAGGCAGCGUUCUAUUUGGAUGCAGCAAUCAGCAGCCGGAGUGGCUGUCGCAGUGACGGUACUUCAGGCGGCCCUGCCGACUCCCACCUGCUGUAUACUCUCCAUGUGUACCAGUAUAGUGUUGCCGGAAAGGGCCACGGAGUCGCUGGGGGGAGGAGUCGACUCCACUUGAUCGACUUGGGAAGUUGCGAGAGAGGCAAAGCACAUGGUGGAAUUCCGCUGUCUGGGCUCGGUAACGUUCUUCUCGCGAUUUUCAAUGGGCAGAAACAUCUUCCGUACAGGGAACAUAAAGUGACGCAGCUUUUGAAGGAGUGCCUGAGUUCACUCACGUGUCAUGCCGCCAUGAUUGCCCACGUGUCGCCUGCAGCCCAGCACUACACGGAUACCCUGGCUACAGUGCAGCUUGCUUCUAGGAUACACCGCAUGAGACGCCGCAAGAUAAAGUUCAGUGGGGGCUCUGCCGGUUCGGGCGGCAGCUCCGGAGAAGAAGCGGCAGUUCGUCUGCAGCAGACACAGGAGAAUGGCCGCUCAACAGGCAGCUCAGAUGUCGAUCCCUCCAGCAGCGAACAGUCGGCUGACACCGUCAUCUACGUGGGUCCAUCUGAUGAUGCAGCGACUGAUGGAGAGCAUCCGCCGGUCUACAUUCCGAGCCUCAACUCUGGUGAUAACCGCUGUGCUAUGGGCAAGGCUCUGAGAGGGUCCAGUGCGGAGCACAGACUGCCGUCUAAUAGUGGUAGCGGCCAACAGGGCAAAUCAGCUUCGUCAUCACCGGCCAAAACAAACAGCGCGCAGUCCAAACUUCCGAAUGGUAGUGUGGUGGAGGACAGGAGUAGCCCAUCGCAUCGUGGCAGUUCGACAAAGUCAUCGACAAAUCAACUGAACUCAAAAACAUCUUCCCCGAGUCAUAACAGCAGUUGCAAAUCUUCCCCAGUAAGGACUCUUUCUAAAAUGACGCCCCACAAAACAUCAUCAUCAUUAACUGACCAACAACUUUCUAGCUCCACCCAGUCGCAGACUUCAAGUAAAAUUCCUGUGCCUUUUAGUAAUGCCUGCGGUAAUGCUGCCGGGACCGUUUCCGGAAGCGACGAGCAGUGGAUCGAUGGCCCUCGAAUCUCUAAGUCCAAAGUAGCAGAGGCUCGAAGUUUGCUCAAAGACAGUCACAAAAAGAAAGAAACGUGGAUCGAUGGUCCAUUACAAACCGGAAAGUUGCCAGCACUGGGGAAUGGCCACGCCAGUGGAAGCUACGGCUUCAUGGACAGUCAUAAGAAGAGCAUGAUUCGAAAAUGGGUUGAAAACCAAACCGUUCAGAUCCAGCGACAGACCGUUAAGAAUUCGACUUCAGCUGCGUCUCCGAGACCGCCGACAACUGGAGCCCCGCAGGGUCACACGUAUAAAGAACUCACUGUUUUCAAAACUUGCGAGGAUGAAACGGAAUCUCCGGGGGGAGACGCGAAGUCAUCUUCGGAAGUAGAACCUCGGUCUAGUUUGCCUAAAGACGAGACAGUUUGCUUAGGUGUAAAUAGAGAAUUAGUGGUGGCCGAGGGCGUGGAACACGUGGAGGAUAACCAAAGAACCAACGAGAGAAGUUCUUCGGAGGCGGAGGUCGAUACGCCAGGCGAGCAGGACACGACGAUAGUAGAGACUGAACCGGAAAAUGUUGAGGAGGAAGACGAUGUGGUCGGAGAUAUUCCACCACCUCUGCAGCUCUUUCAACCUCAUAACAAGGAGAUUAUUACAGAUGUUUCAGUCGACAGUCUUGAUGUAAGACUGAGAACUAUUCACGAACGAAGGGAAGCUGCCGGUGCAGUGGGAAAAAUGGAUGAUGACAAUGAUGAAGAUGAAGUAGAAAUCAUCGAGGUCGAAGAACCAUUUGAGACCGUUCCGAUGCAAGAUUCUUGUCUACAGGUAACCGAGGAAGACAUAGCACUCUGCAUGGGCGAGAUUGAGAAUCCUUUGCCAGAAGUGGACCAAGAGAGUAAUGAGGAACAUCCCUUGCGAAUCCUAAGUCAAGAGAACCUGACAGUUGUCUCAACAUUUACUGACUCGAUGUCUGUAGUGACGGACCUGGAGCGGAUGCUUCCUCAUCAUCAGUUCGGGCACUCGGAGGGGACGUUACCUAACCACCGACCAUACAGCCUGUAUGAACUACCAGAUGAUUAUAUAGGCCGAACAGAACUGAGGUUGUUUGACGAUGGUACCAGUGAGAACAAACGACAAACACCCGAUCUCAUAUCGAAUCAAACCAAGUUUGAACAACUGGCCAGAUUGCAUGAGAUGUAUAAGACAAAACUCGCCAGAGCAAACGUUACAAAGACACUGUCGUCAAAUUUGAGCCCCUCCCUCCAGUAUCGUCCUCCGUCCAGGUGUCAGUCCUUAUCUAUGUCUGACAUGUUGUAUGGUUCUGGUAAUCCUGACAGCAACUAUACCAGCGUCGUUGCUGGCGCUGGUGGUGGUAGCAUCUAUAGUGAACCAGCUUAUAACGUUCAUAAAUCUCUACGCCAGAACCAAGCUAAGAUAUGUGACAACUGUAAGAUGAGUUUUAGCCACACAGGAAAUGGAAGCAGCUGGUACCAGCCACUGAUGACUAAAACCACCUGGGAACACAUACCAAUGCACCAUCCUCUGGGAUCAAUGGUCUGUGAUUCCGUAAACCACCGGUUCUGUAGAGGUGGGUGUAAUAUCUCAUCACUGCGGCAUCCAGACGGUGCGUCGAAUCCAAAUCUGAAAGAAGAAGUUGAGAGAGUACCAGGAAAUGGCGCUUCCACAUCUGAUCAUGAAGAAGAAACAUCUGAGCGGCAGAGCAAGAGUCGACAGACACCAAAGCAGGAGGUGCGGACUGUGACAGGCAAGGCUCAUGACGAAGAGGAAGAAGAGGACGAACCCCCACCAGUACUUCCCCCAUCCCUUCCUCCUGCUCCUUCUUCUACUCGUCUCCAUCGCAGGCUGUUCGGGGCCAAGACAGGCACCCGUCAUGCUAGUCCCAGAUCCCCGUGCCCGGCAAUAGGGCCCGAAGGUUACGACAGUGGUCAUGACUCUAGCAGUCCCAGUCCACGCCCCACAAAGGCAUCGCAGUUGGCGUCGUGUUUGCCCGGAGUACUGAGUGGAAGAAGGCCGGCCGCCGCCGCCAUCUUGUCGGCCGUGCAGUGCGAAAGCUCAGGUUAUGAGAGCAUUGUGAGGGACAGCGAGUGUUCAAGUUUUGGUUCCAGCCAGGAUUCUGAUCCAGGUGAACCGCAUGACCCAGGCGGUUCGAAGAAAGUUCCCGUGCUGCAGUAUUGUAGAGAGGACGUGGAGCGGCUGGAACGCCGCUGGACGGAGGCACAGGGGCGGCGGAUCAGAGAACUGAGGGCAGAGCAGCAGGAGCUGAAGCAAGAGUUGGCAGCAGCCAAGACCCGACUACUCAUUCCUUCCACGAGGUGGAGCUACGAACGUAAUCCAUGUGGAAGCAAGUAUGGACUGCAGGGAUCCAAGCUUCCUGGAAGCUCUGGUUCAAGAGACACAGAUUCUACAGAAACGUGUUGAAGCCUGUAAAUCACACAUUCUCAUGGUUACCUGCUUUGAUGCUGUUCUCAAACAGCAAGACUAAGUUGGGCUCCAGGAACAAUCGUUUGCAGUUUGCAACUUUAUCUUGCUGACUGUAAUAAAUUGUAAUCAUUGAGCACUAGAUGUUUGUGCUUUAAAAUGUGUUCAGUUUGUUGUUUGCAGGGAAGUAAGUCACUUCUCUUUCAACAUCCUUGUACAGUAUAAUUCAGUAUGUCUUAAUUUUUGUUCAAAUCUUAAGUUUAUACGGUAUUUCAAAUGAAAUUCUGAAAUAUACAUUUAAAUACGUCAGAAGCACGUGCUCUAUCCUCCUUCAUCAUUAUCCCCACCAUUGAUUUGUUGUUAAAUAAACUUAAAUAAUCUCAGAAGCUUAAGAACAACCAGCGAAAUUUACAUUUCGUGUUUCGUUCUGACCUUAAAUUUAUCACUACAGUUGAUUCUGAAAUUCAACAGUUCGUAUUUUGAAAGCCUGUAAAUCAGAAAUAACUUUGAGUUUAUUGGGUGGAAUAUGCAAAGAAAAUACUCGUAAAAGCAGUCUUUUCACGGCUUAAAUGAACAUUGAAACAAAAUGAAUCCUGUCAUUUGGAAAGACAUGACAGUCUUAUAAGACAAGAAAGUAAAUUAAUUACAUUUGCAUUUCUGAACAGAAAAUUUACAGAGCUGUUUAUUUUAAUAACUUUAAGAAUUUACUUGAAAAAAAAGCUAUUGAGUGUAUUUUAGUAAUUUUCUACACCAUGAGUUAAGAACAAUUGGCAGUGCACGAGGGCGUGAAUAGAUUGGAGAGUAAAAUAUCGGUCGUGUUUCACAGCUUAUAUUGGGUCCAACUGACUGAGCAUCACAGUAGCGUAGAGUGAAAGGAGACAACCCGCCCCAUGUCUGUUUUUAGAGAACAUUUUCUAAAGAGCUGAUUUUAGCCUGAACAUCUAAUAAAGUCUUUUGUGUGAGGGUUGUCCAUGUUUUUACAACACAUCGGCCAUUGUAUUUUUGUUAGUAGAUGGUAAGAAUAUGGGGAGUCAUGUAAUAAACGGCAGUGAGUGACAGAAACUUUUAUCUGUUUAAGAGUGAAUGUUAAUAUUUAGCUUUUUGGAAAGGAUCCUAUUCCCAUCUUCAUGAAUUAAUCUUGUUAGACUGAUGUGACUCCAUGUAUUGGUAUAGGAACCUAAAUACACAUUACAGCUGGAAAUGUGAGGUUAGAAUUUCUUCUGUUUUUCUUUCUUACGAAGUCCACAGUAUGGGAAACUUAUCUUUGUACCUAAUUUUACAGAAAGGUAGAGUUCAAGUACUUUAAAUAACCGAAUAUUUAUAUAUAUAUUGAAAUACAACACUUUUAUGGAAGAACUUUUACAUAAAAAUGGCCAUUAGUAAAAUCAA